AUGGGUUUUGCAGUGUGGGAUGAUGCUAAUGAUGAGGCCCUGCGUCUGACCCAGACUGAUGCCCUGACCUACUGUAUGUUCCACCCUUUGACCAUCCUCUGCUCUGAGGCCAAGUGUCUGGGUUCGAAGACGGGCAACAUGAACAUCAUAUCAGAGCUGGUCACUGACCAGCAGACCCUGCAAGCAGUGGAGACCUUCCUGGACGAGGAGCGUGUGCUGGUGGAGCUGGCCUGCGGGGCUGUGUUAGCAGCUGUGUACUGUGGAGUCAUCCAGAGACUGCAGGGUGAGGGUCGGCUGCCCGUUCCCCUAGCAGGGCCCCUGGUGAUGAUCGUCUGUGGAGGCAGCAGCGUCAAUCAGGCACAGCUGGAACAUCUCAGGAAGGUCCUCAAUAGAUGAACACAGAAAAUGGAACCAUAGAAUUAGAUAAACUAUAGAAGAACACAGUUUGGAAAACCCUGCCGUAGUAGAUUGAACAAUAGUAUAGUUGGCUACAGCACACACAUUAUUUACAAGGCUAUUGGACUUCCACCAGUUUAUGGCUCCAGACUGUGUUAAUGAAAGAUUAUGAGGACGGAUUCUUAAUAGUUUUUGAUCACAGCUUUUUAACACGUUGUAUACAUUUUCACAAUGUUGACCAAUACUGCCCCAAAUUUCUCUGCUUUGUAAUCUGUGCCAAAUUUGGAAAAUCUCUGACAACCUUUAAUUCAUGGAAUGAAAUCUGAAAUAAAAUUCAGUAGUGCUUAUUAUUAGUGUACAUUUGAUGCACCAUUCAAAUGCAGUUACUAGUUAUGACCAACAGGUGGUACUCCUUGUCACUGAGAAGAUACAGUCAGAGACUCAAGAGAAAGCUAAACAUUUCAUAGGCUUCUUUUUAUCAGCUUGGUGCCGGUCAAAUGAACUAAAUAGACCAGACCCAGCUGCUAUUGCAUUGUUGCCUAUGGGAGAGCCACCCCUAAAGUAGACUGGAACUGUGCCAAUUUUUUUCAAUGGUACAAGGUAUUUUUGCCUCAUCUUUAUAAUCCGCCAUCUUUGAUGCACUAUCUCUGCAGACUAACCAAAAACCAGUGGAACUGGUAGGCUAUACUAAGACACCCUUAUAUUGCGUUCCUUCUGAUACCAAUCUGUUUAUAUCAGCUAUAAGCAUGAAUGAUCUAGUAUUACAUUGUUUAUGAUAUAUAGUACCAGUCAAAAGUUUGGACACACCUACUCA
Salmo salar (Atlantic salmon) is the source of this 1210-nucleotide messenger RNA. The record is from RefSeq and is a predicted model, not a curated record. Lineage: Eukaryota; Metazoa; Chordata; Actinopteri; Salmoniformes; Salmonidae.